GGUUGCUAGACUACUUUACAUUAAAUAUGGAGUCCUUACCUCCAGGAAUCUUACAGAUCUCAAAUCAUCUCUGUUGAAAUACAAAAGGUGUAAGCAGAUAGAUAUGGAGUCCUUGCCUCUAGGAAUAUGUGAGGGAAUGGAGCACAUAUCAGAGUCCGUGUUUGUGGGACUGUGUGAGAUGGUGGGGACAUCACAACAGGUGACCCUCAGGAGGGAGUCAAGGGACAUCAGUGAGAUGGUGGAGAGACGAGUUACACCCUUUAAUGCGUUCAUCAGGAUGAUGAGUGGAAGUCAGAGAGAAGGAUUCAGACUGAAAGGUUCAGAUCUGGACUUUAUGUUUUGGUAUAACAACCACCGAGUGAUCAUGGACAUGUCUCAGUCUGAGUAUUACAACACAGCCAAUACAACCUUGAUUCUCUCUGACAGUUCUGAGAGUCCACCAGGAUUCACAUUACUUCAGUUACUAACACGAUUCACAUACAAUGCAGUCGAAUCAGCAUUAGUCAUCAUGAACGGCAAAGUCUUUAUAUCUAGUUCUAAGUACAGAAACUUAACUUGUUCAGAAGUAUUUCCUAAUUCUACUGUACAUGGACCCUGUGGUACUGGUAUAGUGGGAAGGACAGAAUAUGAUACUGCUUUCUGUUUUGUUUGUGACUUUUGGCCUUCGUCUGCCUCCUCGUGGAUAGAUAGAUGCCACUCAUGGCCUAAUCCUGAAGUUGUUCAUGAUAUUUUAAGAAGUGGAUGUCACUUUGUAGCAAUAGGACAUCCAUUAGGACCAAAUGAAAACCAAGAGUGGAGAAUUUCUUUCUCACAGGCAGAAUAUAAACUUGUGUAUUCCAUGAACCACAGUCAAUUUUUGACAUACGGAUUGUUAAAAAUAUUUUUAAAAGAAGUUAUAAAUCAACAAUCAGAGGAAACCAAUAAACUGUUGUGUUCCUAUCACAUGAAGACAACAGUUUUCUGGGCGAUUCAACAAAACACACUACCUCACUGGUGUCCACAAAAUCUCCUGGCCGGUUUCUGGAUCUGCUUUAAACUUCUCCUUAAAUGGGUUUAUGAGGGAAUUUGUCCGAACUUUUUCAUCCCACAAAACAACCUGUUUCUGACAAAGGUCCAUGGUUCAGCACAAAACAGAUUGUUUCUACAGUUACAUGAACUGUACAACAAAGGUCUGGCCUGUCUGUUACAAAGUUCUUCUAUCAGGGCCUACAUCAUUGGUGUCCUGUACAAUCCUAAACUUUCUGUUCAUACAGAUGAGAGACUACUUUUAUCUGAAAUUGAUCUUGAUGCAGAACUUUUGAAGGAUCCUACUCCAUUUACUAUAUUUCCUGAAGGACUUACCAAAGCCAUGCAUACAAUAGAACAGUUAUUAGAAUUACCACAUUAUCAGACUGUAACAUUACAGACACUUACAGUCUCCAUAUUUCAGAGUCUUGCCUUUAUAGCAUUAAACAAGUGCACUAACACCGGUGUCAACAAACAGAUGUAUAUUGCAGACAAAAUGUCCUGUCAUAUGCUAUUAAGAGCAACUAAGUUUGGGUGUAUUUCUGACAUGUUGUACAUUGCCAUGUAUUAUUACAGGACACUCAGAUACAGGGAAGCUUUAUCUGUAAUAGAUAUGACAAAGGUCAAGUUAGCACGGCCAUAUCUGAUGUAUUGGAAUGGUGUAGACAAAGAGAGGUAUACUGAGGCUAUGGGGGGACAGUCCUGGUCUACAAAGAUGAGACAGGCUGUGGUUAUGGAUAUCAUACUAAACAACAAAAUUUAUUACAUUAAUGAACUUAUACCAGAACAACAGUAUGCUCUACAGAACAGUAGGUUUGCAUUACGUAUCCCAACGUUUGUAAUGUUACAUUUCCUCGAGGUAUUGUGUUCCAGACACUUUGAUACAACAUUAUCACAGACAGCUCUAUAUGACCUACAGGUCUUAGUCCACCAUGAUCAGGACCUAUUUGUACCUGAUCUACUUCGAGACAUCUCCUGGGAGAUCCUGGGGAUUUGUCAACAGAUCACAGGGAACUUCCAGGCUGCUCUAUACUCAUACCAACAGUCGCUCACACAGCAGCCAAUGAACAGAAUACAAACUGCUACACGGAGGAGAAUACAAGAUAUUGUCAGUCAAACAAACAUCAAUAAUUGAUAGUAAUUUUGACAACCAUCAUACUCAAGAAAGUUUUAAAUUGUAAUGCAUUUCUUACCUUAAUUCUUUAAGAGCCAUUUCAUCUGAUUUAUUAUCUGAAAUCCACAUUUAGUAAGUGUUUUUUGUAUUGGUUUUAUUAGCUUUUAUAAAAUACUUAUCUGAUUUUUUCUGCAAAUUGUUACAUGCUUUUCCAGUUUUAUGGAAGUGGAACAAACGUUAUGAAAGAUUGUCUUUUUUUUUUCAAUGUAUCACAGUAUAUUCUUUUCUUCAUAUUUAUGAUUUGAAAUGUUUUCUUGUUGUGUGUACCUAUAUGAACGGUUACUUACUGGUAACAUUAGACUUGUUAUGCCAAUCCAAAAUUUAAUCUACAUUUAGUCUUUUUUAUGAUGGUUGUGAUAUCAGUGAGAGAGGGACCAAUUCAAGAGCCAGUAUCUCUAAGCAACCAAUCAAAGAGUCGGAGUAUCGCAAACAAAUCAUUGAAUACGCGGACACGGACAAUUCAAAGUGUUUCAUUUUACAAACUGUUUACAGACAUUGCUACAGAAAAUAUUUUAUUCAAAUUUUAAAUCCUUUUCUCAACAGACUACUAGAAUUUAAACUUUAUUUGUAAAACGUCUGAGGACUAAUAAAACUCUAACGCUUUAAUUACUCUGUGUAGAAAUGUCUCAUCCAGUGGUUGAAGAGAGAAAGAGACAGUAGUGCAUCUAUAGAAUGAGUCCAGUUCAUUGUUUAGUUAUUGUAUCAUUGUAUUGAAAAAUGUUUAUAACCAAAUUACUGUAGUUAAAAGAGAUUGAAACAUCGCAGUUUUUGCAAUUGAAUAAAGAUUUGAACAUUAAAUGAGUUUAAAGAUAAAAAAUUAAAAUA
Messenger RNA from Magallana angulata, 3004 nucleotides. RefSeq lists its product as uncharacterized. The record is from RefSeq and is a predicted model, not a curated record. Lineage: Eukaryota; Metazoa; Mollusca; Bivalvia; Ostreida; Ostreidae. The coding region runs from base 104 to 2140 and encodes 678 amino acids. The transcript is spliced from 3 exons.